CAGACAAGUCAAAUUGCUAGUUGGCAGUUGCUACCGUAGCCUAAAAGGACAGGAGACCAAGAAAAUUUUAAAAAAAUUUCCAAUCAACCAGGAGUGGAAAAUUUUAAAAUAUGGCAACAUAUUAGAGCCACAAUGACGACAACUUAAGGGCGUAAUAUCCCCAAAACACCCACAGUACCAACAACUUCCUCAAGAAAUGGCUUAAGAUGACUUCAUCUAUCACACAUUCCGGUUUAAGCGCCUGCCUUAUAAAUAAAUUUGUUUAUAGGCGAAAAAAACCUUCGACGAUUAAUUCUUCCAACUUCUAAGUAGUUUUAUUUGCCAGGUUCAAGCUCUGUAUUCAUGGGUUCUCUCGGUUUCUUGGAGGAGCCCUUAGGCACUUUGCAGUAUCCUAUAGCUCGCAGGGACCUGUCUGUGGUUGAUGAUUAUCAUGGUGUUAAGGUGGCUGAUCCUUAUCGAUGGAUUGAAGAUUCUGAUGCUGAAGAAGCAAAGGAGUUUGUACAGAAACAGGUUGCUCUGACAGAAUCAGUGCUUGAAAAGUGCGAGAUAAGGGGUCAACUUCACAAGAAAAUCACAAACCUCUUUGAUCAUCCACGCUACACCGUGCCGUUUAAGCGAGGCAAUAAAUAUUUUUAUUUCCAUAACACCGGGCUCCAAGCACAAAACGUCCUUUUUAUGCAGGAUGGUUUACAUGGAGAACCAAAGGUCUUGUUUGACCCCAACACCCUUAGUGAGGAUGGAACAGUUUCCUUAAAGGCGCUUUCUGUUAGUGAGGAUGCCAAGUACUUGGCUUACGGGCUUAGUUCGAGUGGAAGUGAUUGGGUGACGAUUAAAGUAAUGCGAGUUGAGGAUAAAACAGGGGAGCCUGAUAGUUUAUCAUGGAUAAAGUUUUCGGAUAUCAGCUGGACACAUGAUAGCAAAGGGUUUUUCUAUAGCCGCUAUCCAGUGCCCAAAGAUGGAGAAAACCUUGAUGCUGGGAUAGAAACUAGUGCUAACGUUAAUCAUGAGUUAUACUAUCAUUUCCUUGGUGCAAAUCAAACUGAAGACAUUUUAUGCUGGAGAGAUCCUGAAAAUCCUAAGCACAUGUUCAGUGGAAGAGUGACGGAUGAUGGGAGGUAUCUUCUCUUGUAUAUUGAUGAGGGUUGUGGCCCCGUUAAUAAACUGUACCACUGCGACAUGUCUGCACUUCCUGAAGGUCUUGAAGGUUUUAGGGGAAGCAAUGGCCCACUCCCGUUUGUUAAGUUGAUAGAUCAAUUCGAUGCGCAAUAUAUUUCCGUUGCUAAUGAUGAUUCAUCGUUUACUUUCAUGACAAACAAAGGUGCUCCAAAAUAUAAAUUAGUUCGAGUAGAUCUGAAGGAACCCAGUAAGUGGAUUGAUGUUAUUCCAGAGGAUGAUAAAGAUGUGCUUGAAUCAGCAUGUGCUGUAAAUGGAAAUCAGAUGAUUGUGAGCUAUCUGAGUGAUGUGAAAUAUGUGCUCCAAGUGAGGGAUUUGAAAACAGGUUCCAUGCUGCAUAAGUUGCCCAUUGAGAUAGGAACUGUUUAUAGGAUUUCUGCUCGUCGUGAAGACAGUACGGCUUUCAUCGGUUUUACUAGCUUUCUUACUCCUGGUAUUAUAUACCAGUGCAACUUAGGAAUUGAGUUUCCAGAAAUGAAGAUAUUUCGUGAAAUUAGUGUGCCUGGAUUUGAUCGCUCCAAUUUCAAAAUCAAUCAGGUUUUCGUGCCUAGUAAGGAUGGCACCAAGAUUCCAAUGUUCAUUGUUGGCAAGAAGGAUAUUAAUAUGGAUGGAUCACACCUAUGUUUGCUGUAUGGAUAUGGUGGAUUUAACGUCAGUCUGACACCAUCAUUUAGUGUUAGUCGUAUUGUGCUUGCUAGGCAUCUUGGUGCCUUUUUCUGCAUCGCAAACAUUCGUGGCGGUGGAGAGUAUGGAGAGGAAUGGCACAAAGCUGGCGCCUUAUCCAAGAAGCAAACUUGCUUUGAUGACUUCAUUUCUGCUGCUGAGUAUCUAAUAACUUCUGGGUAUACUCGGCCCGGAAAAUUAUGUAUUGAAGGGGCAAGUAAUGGUGGGCUUCUAGUUGGGGCUUCCAUAAAUCAAAGACCUGAACUUUUCGGUUGUGCUCUGGCUCAUGUUGGUGUGAUGGACAUGCUGCGAUUUCACAAGUUCACUAUUGGCCAUGCUUGGACUUGUGAUUUUGGCUGUUCUGACAAAGAAGAAGAGUUCCAAUGGCUUAUCAAGUACUCACCAUUACAUAAUGUAAGGAGACCAUGGGAGAAACAUCCUGGUGAGCUGUCACAAUAUCCAUCCACCAUGCUAUUGACCGCAGAUCAUGAUGAUCGUGUCGUUCCAUCACAUUCAUUGAAGAUGUUGGCAACAAUGCAAUAUGUUCUGUGUACGAGCUUGGAGAAUAGUCCCCAGACUAAACCGAUUAUCGGACGCAUUGAGUGUAAGGCCGGACAUGGAUAUGGACGUCCAACACAUAAAUUGAUAGAUGAAGCCGCUGACAGGUAUAGCUUCGUGGCUAAGGUGUUGGGCGCAACUUGGAUCGAGUAACUCGGAUCAUCAUAGAUAUAAUAUUCGAGUUUUCUUAGUAAUAGAGCCCGAACCUUUUUUUCCCAGACAAUAAAGCAAUUAUGGAUUACAGAUAUGUAUUAAGUUAAAAAUUUACUUAUAUUUAGAAUCGUUUAUUAUUUUCCUGAUCUUACUUCCCCCAGUCAUUGUAAAUGAGUGCAUCAAAUCAACCAACUAAGUGGCUUACAGAAAUACAAUACCCUGUCAGUUGUCAUCCUCUCUUGUUCUCUCAUGUUUCUGUGUCACAUGUUUGAAAAGCGGACAAAGUUGAGCAAUUACAGAUGUGUGGUUUCUGAGAGUAAUUAUCUGAUAUUCUUUGAAAAAAAGGAACCGUAAUUGUAUAUAAUUGUUGGGAAUAUUGACUCAAAUUUUAUAAGAGAUUU
Messenger RNA from Durio zibethinus, 2948 nucleotides. RefSeq lists its product as uncharacterized. Gene Ontology annotation, cellular component: cytosol. NCBI's taxonomy places the organism in Eukaryota, Viridiplantae, Streptophyta, Magnoliopsida, Malvales, Malvaceae. The record is from RefSeq and is a predicted model, not a curated record. Gene Ontology annotation, biological process: proteolysis. Gene Ontology annotation, molecular function: serine-type endopeptidase activity; oligopeptidase activity.